UCCACAUCCCCGCUUUAUCUAGCUGCGUCUCCCUGGCAGCCAUAGCCGGGCAGACCUCUCGAGUCCUCUCCUCUUCCUCUCAGCUCGUUCCUCUUCCGCCCGUUCCCACUCCCUCCUCGUCCGCUAGCCCUCCUCGUCGUCCAAGUUCGCUUCUCCUCGGCCACACUUGCUCCUGCCCUCUUUCCGCGCGUCAGCCGCGGAGGGGAGGGGAGUAGGGGACUCGGUGGCCGCGCGCCGCCAUGCAGCAGCAGCACCAGGACGGAGGAGGGUCCCAGUACGGGGUCGCGCCGCCGGACAUGGGCCCCUUCUCGCCGCCGGCGGCUUCCGGACCCAUGCUGCUGAGCAGCAGGCCCCCGUCGGCGCCGCAGCCGCAGCUGCAGCCGCAGCCGAGGGCAAGCUACGAAGAAUUGGCCGCGGUGUCGUCCGUCGCCGGCGCCGGCGCCGGUGGCGUCUUCGACGACGAGAUACUGGGCGGCGGCGGCGGCGAUGGGUCGUCCGGUGCGUCCAGCAAUCGGUGGCCACGGGAGGAGACGCAGGCGCUCAUCAGGAUUCGGUCGGAGAUGGACGCCACCUUCCGCGACGCCACGCUCAAGGGCCCCCUGUGGGAGGACGUCUCCAGGAAGCUUGCGGAUUUGGGCUACACGAGGAGCGCCAAGAAGUGCAAGGAGAAGUUUGAGAACGUGCACAAGUACUACAAGCGCACCAAGGAAGGCCGCGCGGGGAGGCAGGACGGCAAGAGCUACCGCUUCUUCGACGAGCUGGAGGCGCUGCAUGCGGCCGCGCUGCAGUCGCAGCAACAGCAACAACCACCGCAGCACCAGUUGCCGCAAGCAAGCACCGCCCCGCCGCUCCACGCCUUUGCGGCGCCAGUAUCCGCGCCGCAGCCGAUGAGAUCAAUGCCGCCGCCGCCGAUGCAGCCGGCGCCAAUAUCUUCGACGGCCCCGGCCCCGGCGCCGACGCCGGCGUCCAUGGAGAUGCCCUCGGCCGCCCAUCAGCCCCUUAACCUGCCAGGUUUCAGCUUCUCGUCCAUGUCCGACUCGGAGUCGGACGACGAGUCCGAGGACGACGACAUGACGGCGGAGACGGGCGGCAGCCAGGACCGCCUCGGCAAGCGGAAGCGCGGCGACGGCGGCGGCAGCAGCAGCAGCAAGAAGAUGAUGUCUUUCUUCGAGGGGCUUAUGCAGCAGGUCGUCGAGAGGCAGGAGGAGAUGCAGCGACGGUUCCUGGAGACCAUGGAGAAGCGGGAGGUGGAGCGCUCGUCGCGGGAGGAGGCAUGGCGCAGGCAGGAGGUCGCUCGCCUCAACCGCGAACAGGAGCAGCUAGCUCAUGAACGCGCCGCCGCGGCCUCCCGGGACGCUGCCAUCAUAGCCUUCAUCAAGCGCAUCGGCGGGCCGUCCGUGCAGCCACCUCCCGCCGUCGUCGUCCCAAUGUCAGUCCAGACCCCGCCACCGCCGAAGCAGCCUCCUCGACAGCAGCACCCACCUCCGCCGUCGCCGCAGGCCACGACACCGCAAUCAAAGCCAAUCUCAGCCGCGCCGCUCCAGCAGCAGCCGAAGGAAACGUCGCACCGGGACGCUGCUGGCACGCCACGCAGCGCGCCCCCGACCUCUGGCGCGUCACUGGAGCUGGUGCCCGUCGCGGAGCAGCACGUCGAUUCCGGUCUUGGAGGUGGAGACGGCGGGGCCGCAUCAUCCUCGCGGUGGCCGAAGACGGAGGUGCACGCCCUCAUCCAGCUCCGCGUGGACUUGGACAUGCGCUACCAGGAGACGGGUCCCAAGGGUCCGCUCUGGGAGGAGAUUUCUUCCGGUAUGCGGCGGCUGGGGUACAACCGGAGCUCGAAGCGGUGCAAGGAAAAGUGGGAGAACAUCAACAAGUACUACAAGAAGGUGAAGGAGAGCAACAAGAAGCGGCCCGAGGACUCCAAGACCUGCCCAUACUUCCACCAGCUCGAGGCCAUCUACAGCAGGAAGCACCUCCGCAGUAUCGCAGCCGCCGCCGCGUCCAAUGUCACCAUCGCCGCCGCCGCUCCUCCCGCCCUCCCUGAGCAGCCGAACCCGAGCCAGCUCGAAAUUGAGGGGAAGAACAUCAACGACGACAAGAGGAACAGCGGAGGAUCAGGCGGAGCCGCGCCGCAGGUGCCGGCCAGCAAUGGCGAUAAAGCGCCGACGACACCGGCCGCGUUCGACGCUGACAGCGGCUUGAAGAAGCCAGAAGACACCGUCAGGGAGCUGAACGAGCAUCCGCCCCGGGAGUUCACGACGGACGAGACGGACAGCGACGACAUGGGCGACGAGUACACCGACGACGGCGAGGAGGGUGAGGACGACGGCAAAAUGCAGUACAGGAUACAGUUCCAGAGGCCGACGAACCCGGGCGGCACCAACAGCGCGCCAGCACCGGCGACAACGCCGGCUGCCGCACCCGUGGUGCCGACCUCCGCUCCGGCGAGCACCUUCCUCGCCAUGGUUCAAUAGGCAGGAGAUCGAGAGCGCGCGCGUGGCCGGCACCUCCAUAAACCGUACGUAUAUGCUUUUCAAACCAAAAACCUGCAAGCAUCGCCAUCAGCGUAACUUCCACCUCCACACUACCAGUCCACCAAAGCACCAUCAGUCCAUCAACCAACUACACCACUGUUCUUUUUUUUUUUUGAAAAGAACACCACUGUUCUUGUUCAUCCUGUAAUUUUCCUUCUCCCCGUGCCAUUCCAUUAUUUAUUGAUUUGUUUCGGGUAAUUAAUAAGAGCCCCAUCCUGACGGCCCCUUAACCGGAGGACUGCAGAGUGGGGCUGCGGUGGUAGAGCAAACAGCGAGAGUCAGUUCCCUCACUAACUUAUUUAUAGGUCAUCGUCGAUCGUGUUAGACAAAAAUUGUAAAUCGAUGUAACAGUCAGUCCCUGAUGUUUUCCCUUUUUCCUUUUUACCCCUUUCCGAUGACGGCGGUAUACAAGUUUGUAUACGGGUAUACAAGAAUUACAUACAGUUCAAGCAACUUGCGCUUGCAGAGGUGAGGUGUUUUUUUGCCGUGGGGGUUUUACCUUUUGUCCUUCUUUUCUUUUACAGUGGAUAUAAAUCUUGUUACCUGUUACAGUGUACAUGGUGGUUUUAUUCCA
Messenger RNA from Panicum virgatum (switchgrass), 3108 nucleotides. RefSeq names its product trihelix transcription factor GTL1-like. Bases 240 to 2474 code for a protein of 744 amino acids. NCBI's taxonomy places the organism in Eukaryota, Viridiplantae, Streptophyta, Magnoliopsida, Poales, Poaceae. The record is from RefSeq and is a predicted model, not a curated record. The transcript is spliced from 3 exons.